Uloborus diversus is the source of this 2067-nucleotide messenger RNA. Its product is annotated as sodium/myo-inositol cotransporter 2-like. NCBI's taxonomy places the organism in Eukaryota, Metazoa, Arthropoda, Arachnida, Araneae, Uloboridae. The coding region runs from base 1 to 2067 and encodes 688 amino acids. The transcript has 16 exons. Gene Ontology annotation, molecular function: D-glucose:sodium symporter activity. Gene Ontology annotation, biological process: transmembrane transport. The record is from RefSeq and is a predicted model, not a curated record. Gene Ontology annotation, cellular component: plasma membrane.
AUGGAGCUUCAAUAUACCACGUUGUCGCUUUCGGAUCACAAUUCAACGUUUAAUUCAAGCGGAAUAUCCGAUAAAUUCAAUUCCUAUGAUGUUGCCGUCGUAAUCUGCUAUUUCCUUCUAGUUUUAGCAACAGGAUUUUACUCCAUGUGUGUAUCCAAUCGUUCCACUAUCAGCGGAUACUUUUUGGCUGGAAGAUUUAUGUUUUGGUUACCAGUCGGUGCCUCUUUAUUUGCUAGUAAUAUUGGCAGUGAACAUUUUAUUGGACUUGCUGGAUCCGGAGCUGCAGCAGGGAUUAGUGUUGGAGCUUUUGAACUAAAUGCUUUGGCAAUCAUCCAGUUAACAGGAUGGGUGUUUUUACCUGUUUUCAUAGCCAGUCGAGUCUGUACUCUACCAGAAUACAUGUCCAAGAGGUUUGGAGGCUUACGAAUUAGAACUUAUUUGGCUGUUUUAUCUCUUAUUUUAUAUGUAUUUACAAAAAUUUCGGUGAACCUUUUCUCAGGCGCUGUUUUCAUCAAUCAAGCUCUUCACUGGGAUCUUUAUGUAGCCAUUGUAGGGCUAUUACUUAUGACUGGAAUUUGCACCAUCACAGGUGGAUUAGCAGCAGUUAUAUAUACAGAUACAUUGCAGUUUUUUGUAAUGAUCAUUGGUGCAACAAUUGUUGCAAUUAAAGCUUUUCUAAUGGUGGGUGGCAUGUCUGGCCUUCAAGAAAAGUACAUGAAGGCUAUUCCAUCUAUUAGAAUGAAUGACACAGAAUGUGGUAUUCCGAAGCAUGACGCUUGGAUGUUGUUGAGAUCCUGGGAUGAUCCUGACAUGCCCUGGUUAGGUUUUAUCUUCGGACAGACUCCUGCAUCUAUAUGGUAUUGGUGUACUGAUCAGAUGAUGGUCCAGAGGCUUCUAGCUGCCAAAUCUUUAUCUCAUGCACAAGGUGGAACUUUAUUUGCUGGUUUCAUGAAAAUUCUUCCAAUUUUUCUUAUUGUCAUGCCAGGCAUGAUAAGCAGAGUUCUUUUUACUGAUGAAGUAGCCUGUGUGGACCCAGAAGUUUGUAUGAAUUAUUGUCAAAACCCUGCUGGUUGCUCCAAUGUUGCUUAUCCCCGACUUGUCUUAGAACUUAUGCCAACUGGUUUAAGAGGUCUUAUGAUGGCUGUAAUGCUGGCUGCUCUAAUGAGUGACUUGACUUCAGUUUAUAAUAGUGCAAGCACAUUAUUUACUAUGGAUAUCUGGCCUCAAAUUCGGAAAAAUGCCACUGUAUGGGAGCUCAUGAUUGUUGGCAGAACCUUCAUUAUCCUGAUGAUCUUUAUCAGUAUUGGCUGGAUACCUAUUAUCCAGAACUUACAAGGAGGUCAACUUUUUAUUUACAUCCAGUCUGUAUCAGCAUAUCUUGCACCUCCAAUUGCAGCUGUGUACAUAUUAGCUGUUCUGUGGAAAAGGAUGAAUGAAUCAGUCUGUGGUUGUUUCUGGGCAAUGAUGCUUGGAUUCUUGGUGGGUGUAACCAGGAUGGUUUUGGAUUUUCUUUAUCGUGAACCUCGCUGUGGAGAAAUGGACACCCGCCCACUCAUCGUUCAAAAGGUUCAUUACAUGUACUUUGCCUGCAUUUUGUUUUGCAUCACAAUUGUGUCUGCUGUUAUCAUAAGCUUGAUGACAGAUCCGCCUGAGGAAUUCAGACUUAUUCGCACCACAUAUUGGACUAGAUUCGAUGAAGGUAACAGGGAUGAUGAGAAAGUAAAUUUUGAAAUGCAACGAAAUGCUGGUCUACAAGAAACAGUUAAACUUACUCAUAAUAUGAGUAAAGAAAAAGCUUGCGACGUUGAAGUUGCAGUUCAUCGACCACUAAUCGUGGAGAAGAAAACUGUUGUGUUUUACUUGAAAAAACUUGGCAAUUGGUUCUGUGGCUUUAAUCAACAUACAUCGGACAAAAAAGACGAAGUUUAUAGUCAUUUGACUGAAAUUACCUCAUUGUGCCAAAGCAAGAAGGAUAAAAUUAUACUGAACUCCUUGCUUGUGUUGGCACUGACAGUUCCAAUUUUGACAUACACCUACUUUUCCACGCUUUCAAGAAACUUUAACUGA